GAUUUAUCACGUGACAAAAAUAACAAAAUGGCGGCUCUCAUUAGGGCCUAGAGGGCAAGAGCCCGAGCAUUGGUGUUACCGAAUUAUUUGACAGCACAAGUAAGGUUUUCAUGCGCCGAGUUAUCUGAGAUUACCUGACAAUGUUACAAAGUGAUUUACGCCAGUUUGACUUCCACCGUUUACAAGAGUGUUGCAUGAUGGGUACAGUAGAGUGAUAUCUGUCUCACUAUGAGUGUGUGGAAGAGGCUGCAGCGGGUCGGCAAGGCCGCAUCCAAGUUUCAGUUCACAGCAUCCUACCAAGAACUUAUGGUAGAAUGUACAAAAAAAUGGCAACCUCAGAAGCUUUGUGUUAUCUGGACACGCAGGAACCGGCGCAAAUCUUCACAGUUGUACACCUGGAGCCCCACCAUGCAGAACCCCUACAAGGGACUUGUCACCUGGACAGUACCAGAAAAUGUGGAGAUAAUGGUCACGUUAUUCAGAGACUCUCGCCAGGCAGAGUUUGAAGACAAAGAAUGGACAUUUGUGAUAGAAGAUCAGUCGAAGGGUCGCCGGAAGGUCCUGGCCACCGGCAACAUCAACAUGAGGGAGUAUGCCAGUCAUGUGCCCACACAGAAGACCAUCAAGGUCAAUCUGAAACCAGCCACUAAGAAAGUAGUGUCAGCGACACUGGAGCUCACCAUCUCCUGCACCUUCAUCAGGGAGGGCAAGGCCACAGAUGAGGACAUGCAGAGUGUAGCCAGUCUCAUGAGCAUGGGGAAGGCUGACAUCGGCAAUCUGGACGACCUAGAGGAGGAGGAAGAGGAACCUGGUGUUGCCAAUCACAAGCGAGACGACAAAGCUUUGAGCACUCAGAUUAAAGAUAUCACUUCCCAGCUAGAUAAUCUGGAGGCACAUCAUGUUGAGCCAGUGUUUAAGAAAACUGAAGACAAAAAGGAGAAAAAAACUGUUAAUCCAUUCGAGGACUCAAGUGAAAAGUCAGAAGAAGUCAGUCACCAAACAGAUGAGGACAUUUUCAGGAAACUUGAUAGUGCUAGUAUAUCCAAACAGUCUGGUGCCAGCCAGGGAGAUCAGCUGAAGUACAGGACUCUCCCUGCUUCCCUGUCUCACAAGGAUGCCAGCAAACAUGGAGCAAAGAAGAAAUCCUCAAUGACUCUGAAAAUGAGCAAGUCAUUAUCUCCUACGGAUCGGCCAAUAUAUGAAGGCACACCGCCAUCUACACCAGAAGAAGAGAAGCCUCCAACAAGGGCCAUAACUCCUCCACCUCCACUGGAUGAAUCACUCAACUCCACACUAGAUGUCUCGACAAGGUCUUCACUUUCAGAAAUAUCUUCUGCCAAUGUCAGCACCUUCUCACAGACUCCUGAAGGGGAGACGAGUCUGAUGGAGGCAACCAGCCCUGGCAACCUGUCGCAGGACCUGUUGUCAUGGUGCCAGGAGGUCACCAGUGGUUAUCGAGGAGUGAAGAUCACCAACCUGACAACAUCAUGGAGAAACGGGAUGGCAUUUUGUGCAAUAAUCCACCACUUUCGACCAGAUCUCAUUGAUUUUGCGUCUUUAGCACCGCAUAAUAUAAAGGGUAACAACAAAAUAGCAUUUGACUCAGCUGCCAAACUUGGAAUCCCCAAAGUGAUUGAGCCAUCUGAUAUGGUGCUACUUGCGGUGCCAGACAAACUGUGUGUGAUGACAUACCUGCACCAGCUACGUGCGUACUUCACAGGUCAGACGCUUGAGGUGCAGCAGAUUGGCAUGAGCACCAGCGAGAGCACCUACACGUGUGGGGAACACGAUGAAGUCACUGACCAGAGAAUAUCAGAGGAGAUGUAUGGCAAACAUUCACCAAAGAAAAUCCUUACCCUCAGUCUCCAGACAAGAUCAAGGACUUUGAUGUGGCUAAUAGGGAGAGUGAAACAGUUACAGUUAAUGGGUGAUGUAGAGCUGAGGCAUGAGCCUGUGAGCAGUGAGAAUAGGACAUCGAGGACCAGCAUGGAGCUGAACAGAGACACUGUUCCUAAGGAUGACAGCUCACGAAAUUCCAACAGUUCUCGAGACUCAGCAAGUGUUGAGUCAGACCGUAGCUCAGCUUCUCCAGCAAAGGAUUUGUCCCGGGAAUCAUCAGCCUCUCCUGCCAGUGCCAAGAAGAUUCAUUAUAAGAAACGGCGUGCACCAGUUCCACCAAAGCAGAAGAAGCGCCGGGCACCUACUCCACCCCAGAAGUCCGAUUCAGAUAAACCAAUGCUGAUGACAAGAAAGCAGCUGUACAAUCCGUUUGACUCUGAUGAGGAGGAUGAGGAAGAAGAUGAUCCAUCCAACCCCUUCUCCAGCAGCUAUGUUGAAACGGAUCAAGCUCAGGAGGAGGAACAAGUGAAUGGUGCUGAGCAGGAACCUGAGCCUGUACCAGAACCAGAACCAGAACCAGAACCAGUCUCAGUUCCAGUCCUUGUCCCAGUCUCGGUCCCUGUCCCGGCAGAGAGGAAGAAGAUCCCAGUGGAUAUUAGUGGCCUCUCAAGUCCAACACCAGAGAAACAGCCACCACCAGUUGUAAAGAGACGCAACCUGCCUACGUCUCCGACAGACAUCACUGCCACACAGGAGGCAGGUAGCCCACCUGGUCCUGCGGUCUGUACCAGUGAUUCUCGUCCCAAGUCUCGACACGAGGAGCUCAAAGAGCGUGCUAGACAAUUACUGGAACAGGCCAGGCGUGAAGCCACCCUGAAGAAGUCAGUAUCGACUGAAUCAGCUCCCGGGGCGGAGCAGGAGGAUGCCAAGGAUGAGGAUCGACAGAAGCUCUUACGAGAACGAGCAAGGAAGUUGAUUGCUGAAGCCAGAGCGGGUAUUGGAAGUCCUGAGCCAUCAUUUGACCGCCAGAGUAGCACAGAUUCAAAAUCAGGGGAGCCAGACAGCACCACAAAAGUACUGAAACCAUCCACAACUGAGCCAGUUUCCAUCAAGGCGUACCGCCUUGCUCCCAGAGUGCACUACAUUGAACGCCGCCACUCUUCAGGGGAUGAGGAAAACAAAUCCACUGAUGUCAAGCUGAAGAAGAUCACCCUGGCCAAGCCCAACCUGUCUGUUGGUCUGUCCACGAAUGGUUCUGCUGAUUCUGAGGAGAGAAGACGGACACCCGAAGUGGAACAGAGAAGUAACCCCUUUGAUCGUGAGAAUGAAGUGGUGGACCGGGUAUCUACUGGAGAUCAAGGAGUCGGGUAUGAUGCUAACCUUGGUAGUGAUGGAGAGGAGGGCGACUCGGAAGGAUCUGAACUCAACCUGCAUCUUACUCCAGACGAGGACCUGCGCAGCGCCAACCAGUAUGUGAAAGCGGAGAUGGAGGCACUAGAGGGGGAACAGCGCCAGAUAGACAAGCAGGCUGCCCAGCUCGAGAAGUCGCUCCAAAAGUCAUGGAGAAAGGGAAGAAUAAGUCCCUGGAAGAGGCUGAUGCAGGACUGGUUUCUCCUUGUCAACAAGAAGAAUGCCCUCAUCCGUAGGCAGAUGCAGCUGAAUAUACUGGAAAAGGAAGAAGAUUUGGAACAACGCUAUGAGCUGCUGAAUCGAGAGCUUCGGGCAAUGAUGGUCAUUGAAGACUGGCAAAAGACGGAGGCCCAGAAGCGUCGUGAGCGUCUAUUGCUGGAGGAGCUUGUGUCUGUGGUCAACAAGCGUGAUGAGCUUGUGCAGCACCUCGACACUCAGGAGAGAGCAAUUGAGGAAGAUGAAUUUCUGGACAAGCAAAUAUCUGAGGGUCGCAUUCCAUUGAAGGAUGAGAAGAGUUGCUCCAUCCAGUGAUAUGUUGGCACAGAGCUGCCAGGAGUUAAACUGUGAUACUGAGUGCUAGAUGAUCAACAAGACAUGGUCAGUGUGCUGGACGGAUGGGGGUUGGAGGGGGGAUGACAGGACAUUCUGGAGGGUGUGGUGAUCACAAGGCACGUUUGGCGCUGGUAGGAAGGUUUGAGAUGGGUCCAGUGUUGAUAUGAAAGUGUUUUUCUUUAUAUUGAUUUCAUGCAUAAAAUUGAUCUUUUGAAAUAGAAGUUUGUGUAUUGACUUGGAAGAUCUUUUAUGAGAUUGCCGGUAACAUUCAUGACAGUGCUAGGGCUUGGCAAACAUAGUGCUAUGAGGUCCUUGAGGACCUUGAGGACUACUGGUCCCUGAACUUUGACCUGGAGUCAUUGGGAUGUAGGUGAGGGUUGCAUAACUCUCACCAUCAUCUUUGUUUUGCUGUUGUCCACUUGGCAGAACUCACCGAGAAAAACUUACAGUGAGGUUUUAUCUGGACACUGGGAGAGUUGUCUCUGGUGCCAUAGGUUUAUCUCUUCAUGUAAUGCCAACAUUACCCAGUAAGAUCAAGCCAACCAUAUGCUGCCUCUUGCUUCUUCCUCAUAGUGUUGUACAUGGUGUUCUCUUGCAUAAUAUCACAUGUGUUGCAUGGUGGUGUUGGUAUAUUUUGCAUAUCUAAAACAGAGAAUCAGCGUCAUUAGCAUCUUCUUGUGUGUCUUGUAUUAUGGUUAAUGUCAAUGAACUUCAUCAGUAUCAGUUUAGACGAACAUGUUAAAAACUGACAUGCUGCCAUCCGUGGUAAGAUCUGUAUGGACCAGCAGUGUUGCUGUUUGCCACGAUGCACGGUUCCUGGAAUCAAAACGUUGAUGAAAUCAGAAGAAGGAGCUUUCAUGGAGGAACCUAAAGACCAGGGGCUCCUUUCACGAAGCAACCUUUACUAAGGUUAACCUUAACUCCCAUUCUUUAACAUUGGACUAAGGGUACCUUAGUGACUUACGAUCACCUUAGUGCUUUGUGAAAGGAGGCCCAGUACUUCUGCAAGAUGAAAGAUGUGUAAUUAUGAACUUGUACAAGUAAAACAUGGACUGUAUUUGACCUUCACUGUUUCCAUGGACAUUUGUCACUUAGUGUGCUGUGAAAAAUCAAUUUUAACUUCUGAACACCCAACCAAAUUCUUUACUUUGCAAAUGCAAAUACAACUUCCUUGCCCUCACCAUUGCAUACAAUCUCAAUAGAGAGCUGAUUCACUCUUAACCAUUGGGUGAAAUCCUAGUCCAGGUGCAGCAAAGGACCAAAUGCAGUCACUGUUUGCAUAAACAAUUGACACUUUUUGGAAAUUUGUGUCAUUGAAUCUUUAUUGAACUGGUUGUUUAGCAAGAACUUUAAGUUUUGUAUGGUAGGGUGGUGGAAGAAAUAUGGUAAGGUACUGUAAUAUGUUCUGUGAUAAUGGUUAGCACCUUCUUUCUGAUGGUGGAUGAAGAACUAUGACCAUGUAUUCUACAACAUAUAGAUACCAUGAUGUUUGUGUGCUACUGAAGUUAUGUACUAUCAUUUAUCAUCAUGUACCAUAUUUGUGAAAGAACUCCACAUUGGCCUCAAAUCUUGGCUUGUAUGUUUGUUAAUGUCUACGUGAUUGUUUGAUUAUUUUAUCUUUCUUGGACUUGGUCCAUAUAUUCAUGUGCACUGCACAGCAGGCAUGUAUGGCCAAUCAAGAUUUCAAAUGUUAAAUAAUAAAGUUUUCCUGUUUCUUAUAAACCGACGACAACACACUGAAACUGCCUGAAACCUGAACUUACUGAAUGAAAUGUCUGUACGUGGGUUGUAAUUCAUUUAUCAGGACAGUUUAAAAAGCAGAUCAUUUUCCUGUGAAUAGUACCCUUAGAAAUGAGAGUUGAAAUGUAUUUAUUCGGCAAUGUUUAUUCCAUGUACUGAUACAUAGAUUCUUAAGCCUAAUCAAUACGGAAGUAUUGGCAAAUAUGUUUUGACAAAAUAUAUAAGUUUGAAAAUCAGUUGGUGAUAUUUGUGAUUGCAGACAAAUAUAUUGCUGUUAAGAUUAAUGGUACUGUACUCAGUUCUUUCAGUAUUUCUGAAUUAACAAACAAAAACAACCACAUAUGUUAAGACAUUUUUGUAAGUCAGAUGUUAGGGAACUACUAUAUGUCAUGUUUUUUAGUUAAUAUUUUUAAAAAUAAUUUGUUUAAUUUUCUUAGGCACGGUUUUGCAUAACAAUAUAUACAAGAAAAUAAGCAUGACAUUUGGACCAAAGUUUGUUAAAGGAAUUUCUAUUACAAUUAAUGAUAGAAAUAUACCUUGUUAAUUUGAGCUCCUGUAUGAAUUGGAAUGUUGGUGAAUAGUUGAUACAUGAUAUUUUGCAAACAGGUUUAUCGUCAAGGCAUAUCAGUACAAUUGUACAUGUUUCAUGUCUGGUGGGAAAUAGUGAUUCACUGUUGAAUGACUCUGUAUGUUAACUUACCAUAUAUUGUUCUCAUGGCUUCCAGUAAUUGUCAGGAACUUAGUGGCACUCUAUCACUGACGUCUCAAUCAGAGAACAGGUUAUUGUUAUUAGAUGUUUAUUUCAUUUGUUUGGAGUUAUGAUUGUUUGGGAUCUUUUCUCAAUAUUUGAGCUGCACAUUUGCGAGUGAAAACACUGCACUUUUUACUGUAAUAUAAUGCAUAGCAUCAUAUCAUCUCAAACAGCAUGUGAUGUUACAGCUGUAAUAUUGCCCUUAAAAUAUAGAGUUCAUAUAUCGUGACAAGUGUAUAAAUAGGAUUCAUAGCCAAGCAGAGCUUAAAUCAGAGAACAAAGACUGACAUGCUUAGGGCAGGAACUUGAUUCUCUUUAUCAGGAUGUUAUUUGUUAUAUAAAUUGUUUUGAUCAAAGUCCAGGGUCUAUACAUAAUUCACUGCUGGUAUUUUAAGCAGUGUUCAGUGAACAACAUUAAACAGUUUUAGUUUUCCUGAAUAUUUUCAAAGACUUUUGCCAAAAUGUUUUCCUGCUGCUGUAUUAUUGAUAUUUUGUACCUGACAACCUGUUGACAAAACUGAAAUAUGUAGUCUUUAAUAUAAUGGAGGUAUUGUAACAUAGGCGUGCUUCCUCCAUCUUGUCUCACAGAAAAGACACACAAAGGGACUUGGCAUACACUCUUGUUAGGUACCCAGAGCUUCUGCCCAGUUGUGUGUGAGUCGACAGGUUUUUAUAAUAUGCAACUAUUCCAUUUCAAUGUCACAUAUGUUCUCGUCACGAUAUGGCUGAAAUAUUGCCAAUGUGAUGUUAAAUAAUAACUCACUCACUCUGCCCAGUUGUGAUCUAUCUUUAGGGGAGGGUUAUCAUGAUGUACGGUGUAAUUACAUGGAAUAUUACUUACUGGGCAUCGUGAAAAGUCUUGAUUUUCUUUCAAGCAGUUUGAAACUCUUUUGUUCUUUGUUUUUCUUGUUUUGAGAGUGUGUUUAUAUUUCUGUUUCUGUUAGAUAAGCUGAACUGUCAAUUCAUUUAUUGUUUUAUUGCAUUUAAUUUGAUACAUGAUGUAAAUAUAAAAUGUGAACGCCGGAGAGUAAUCAGUCAAAACAUCUGAUGAUAAUCAUUACAGGUAAAAUAGUAGGGAAGACUAUGCGAUUGGAUCACUGAUUUUCAGUGAUGACAUCAGAUAUUUGUGGAAGGUGAAGCAUGUCCUGCCUUAUUGGUAGCACCUGCCACUUACAUGAUUUGCUCGUUGCCCAACUCUGUACAGCAUUUCUCUUGCCAUGAGGCAGGGCCAUGUAAACAAACCAGACAAUCUAGUGACAGACCAUACUGAUGUUUCAAAGAUUUUGUCAGUGAGUUGGAUCAAAGCAAUUUCACACUAUGGCCAUCUUAAGGUUAGCGUAUGGGAGUUACGAUCAUCAUAGCUCUAAGAUCACUUUGUGCAGGUGGGACCUGAAGAAUAAGAUGUUCAGGAUGGGGAGGCAGAUGUCAAGGUCAUGUUUAGUUUCAAAACAUUUUUGGUAAUAAACAUACCCCAAUGUGCAAUCUUUGGCGUACUGAGCCCUGGUGAUAUUAUAUUUCAUGCUUACAAGUAUCCUGACAUUGUAUUGCUAUAUCUCAUACAGUCACAAAUAGUGUCCUGAGUUGCCUCAUCAUCAUAAUCAUCAUCAUAUAAAAUCGCACAUUUUUAACAAUGCCAUAGCUAUGUGCAUGUAUAUUAUGUGAAUAUAUCGUAUGAUAUUUUGUGUUUUAUUCCAUGUUUGUAGAUUUUGUAAGUAAAGAAAUGUCUAUUUAUUCUCACUGCCUGAUGUGGCGUUUUUGUUUUGUUUGACCAUAUUCCAGCAACUACAGAGUGAAACAGGACGACAGUGUUACAGAGACUCCAGUUCCCAUGGCAACAGAUGUCAUGGAUUACUGACUAAUAUUAUUCACAGUUAAAUAUUCAGUUAAUCUUUUAUAAGAGUGGAGACAAGUUAUGUGUAAUCCUCCACUAAAAUGUUAUUGAAAUUGUAAUAUUUUCACUAUCCAUCUUACAAUGGAUUCAUGAUAUUGGAAUAUGAUGCUAAGAUUCACAGUCUUCAUGGUUGAUGUAAGUGUUUCAGAAUUUUCUUAAAGGUCCUUUACCUACCCUUAUAAGGAAUAUGACACUUUGUUUUAAAGAUUGUAUUAUUAUAAAUGGUAUAAGAAAUAUAGAUGUGUCUGCACUGCCUCAAACCCAUCACUGUAGCUUGAUUUUUAAACUGAAGUUUGAAAUAUAUAACCUGUUCAAUAGUGUUCCCAUACUGCAAUGCAAUGCCACAGCAGCUUGUGAUGUUGAUGUGCAGUGGUACACGAUGUAGCAGUCAUGUUGCAGUAUCUGCCGCUGCUGCACGCAGACAGGACAUCACAAAGCAUCUAUCAAGCAUGGUAGAAAUGAUUUUCUACCAUAUCACCAGCUGGUUUUGAAAGAUUGUCCAUCAGAAUUUUGGAAAAAUGUUUCAUCACAGUUUGUACUCCUUUAUUCCAAUUAAAUAUGUUCACAACACAUAUUUUGGUAAAUAAGACAAUAUGAAGCAUUUUUGUGCAAUAUCAUUUCAAAGAAAACGUCCUAUGUGUGUUAUUGGCCACAUUGUAGUGGCUAUUACUGUAGUAGUGUUAAAGUCACUGUAUCUGAAUACCAUCAGUGUGUGGUUAUUCAGGGUAUUCACAGUUUUGUCUGUGAUGUCACCGGUCUUGUAAUCAGUAUCGAAACUCUGAUGUCAUCAGUUGUCAUGCAGUGUCUUUAUAUGAUAUGCUUGUCUGAGAGUCACCGUCUGCUGUCUGCUUUGGCAUAUUUUUAUAGUUUUGUGAGAGUGUGUAUGAGAGCCUUGUGAAUAAAGUUGUCCACUU
This is a messenger RNA of Haliotis rubra (blacklip abalone), 9097 nucleotides long. Its product is annotated as EH domain-binding protein 1-like. Gene Ontology annotation, molecular function: protein binding. NCBI's taxonomy places the organism in Eukaryota, Metazoa, Mollusca, Gastropoda, Lepetellida, Haliotidae. The record is from RefSeq and is a predicted model, not a curated record.